Tuber melanosporum (Perigord truffle) is the source of this 1132-nucleotide messenger RNA. RefSeq lists its product as uncharacterized. Bases 1 to 498 code for a protein of 165 amino acids. The record is from RefSeq and is a predicted model, not a curated record. The transcript is spliced from 3 exons. NCBI's taxonomy places the organism in Eukaryota, Fungi, Ascomycota, Pezizomycetes, Pezizales, Tuberaceae.
AUGGUACCGGUAAACCACUUAUCCAUCGCCCCCGCCCUCCGCCAUUUUCUCCCCUUCCCCCUUCUCACUGUUCCUAUAAAAGAGGGGCAGUUCGGGGAGGGGGAAAGAGAAAAAAAUCCAGCAAUCCUCUGGGUGAGCGAGAGGGAAAAAAAAAAAAAAAAAAAAAAUCACCCUAAGCUAAACUCUUCCAAUCGAUUCCGCACCCUUCAAACUAAGCGGGCCGGAUAUGCAAAAAUCAGGCCGAGGCGGAAGGGGGGGCUCUGGGAGCGAACCGACAGAAAUUAUUUCCGAAGCCUGGAAAAAUCCAAUCAAAGAACUACGCCCUGCCCCCAAAACCGCAUCGACCGAAGGCUGGGAAGUCCCUCCUCCACGGACUUAUCCAACUCCCUUCUGGGUGGAACAACUCAAGAUUGUGCUCCCAGAAUGGAUGUUCGACACUCUGGGGAACCUCCUAGACGACCUGAGGUUCGACGAUCACGGUUAUGGCUACACUUGUGAUAUUUACGAAGUAUUCUGGGACGGAAGCCAGUCUACAGCACCACGAUCUGGCGGCUUCUCCGGAUUCGGUGGCGGUGGUGGAGGCGGAGGUGGAGGGGGUGGAGUCUGUCGAUCUUAUCAAAAUACGGGCACCUGUUCUUUCGGCGACAGGUGUAGGUUCAGUCACGAUAACGAUGGCCAACGACAAUUCGUACUUCCCGAACGCCCUAGAGGUGGUGGUGGUGGCCGUGGCGGUGGCCGUGGGGAUGGUGGUGGUCGUGGAGGUCGUGGACGUGGUGGCCGUGGCGGUGGGGGUAUAUGUAAAUUCUACAAUACUCCCCAGGGCUGCAAAUUUGGCGCAAACUGCUCCCAACGCCAUGGCUGAGUUUUCUUACAGUUUCAUCCUCUCUAUCGAUGGGGGUGGGCUGGGAAAGUAACUAGGCUGUUGAAAAAAAAAUCUUUCUCGUUUCUCUUUGGAAGGGAUGGCUUGUUUCGUUGUUGUAGCGGUUAUCUCUUUCUUCACUCUCAGUCUGUCGGUGUGUUGUAUGUUGCGCGAUUUUGGAGGAGGAGGAUAACGAAGGGAGGAGUUAAAUGUUGUUAAAACACCAAAAAAAUGGCGGAAAAAAAACCAGAAAACCCAGAUAAAAAGUUGGAA